Molecule: messenger RNA, 1666 nt
Organism: Penaeus vannamei (Pacific white shrimp)
Lineage: Eukaryota; Metazoa; Arthropoda; Malacostraca; Decapoda; Penaeidae
Source: RefSeq, a predicted model, not a curated record
GGCUGUUCCCUGGUGACCUCAGCAGGACUCUCAACCUUAGUCCAGCUGCGACACUUACAGGAGCUAGAGUUAACCAACUGUCCAGGAGCAACACCCGAGCUCCACCAUCACCUUCACCUCCACCUACCCAAGUGCCUCAUCAUUGAGUAGCAAAAAGAAAAAAGAAAUACUACUAAUAAAACAACAGUUCUACCCAGCAUACAAAAAACGGGUCUCUCAAAAGCAGUCAGGAAUAGAAAAACAAAAGGAAAACCUUAUACUCUUCUUAGACUAAUAGGUGUGACAUGUUUCCAUAUUGUAUUGGAGUUACAGUGCAUUCAGUAUUCUGUGGUGUCGUUUAUGUGCAUUUCCCUGGGAAGUAGGUGUUCUCCAUGCACGCGUAAAUUGGCAUUAUGAAAUAUAAUCCAUUAAUCAAAUGGACACAAACCUUAAAAUUUGCAGUGCAGUGUCUAAGUGUCUAACGUGUACAUUACCAUACAUCAUGAUGGAAAUAUGGUGAUACAUAUUGUGUAAUGACUAGGUGGAUUUAGAACACUGUUAAGGUUAUUGUGAUGAAAACAUUAGGAAAACCUUUAUGUACAAUUUACUGUGACAAAUUAUCUGAUUAAGUGUUUCUUUUUCAUAGAACUGAUACAUUUUUUUUACCAGUCAUGGUAUACUUAUUAAAUCUGAUUGACAAACUAAAAGUGGGAUGACUGUUGUUGAAUGUAGCGUAUGUAAGGUUGAAGUAUUUCUGUAGUUUUCAGCUCUUAAGACAAAACUAUAAAACUAUUGCUGUAUGUACUUGAUUUAUGUCUUUCAUUGAUGUGACACACUUUUACUGCUCAUAAUGAACCAAACAAGAAAAUGAAAACGGACAAUUUUAAUCUGAUCACGUCUGCUACCAGGGCGUCACACUGAAAUGACUCUGACAUGUCCAACUGGCCUAUGACAGAUAAAGGGAGUUUUACAGAUAGAAUAUCAGACUGUUCUUAUCAAGCAUGUCUAUCAUGCAAAAUGGGUAUUAUGGGGGAAUAGAUUGUACCAGUGUGGGCGGCACACUUGCAGGGCAUCUUCCUCACCGCCCAUUGUAACUGAAGAAUCAUUAACACAUAGUGCUAAUAUUAAGGCGUACUGCUCAUUUCAUAAUCCAUAUUGUUUUACCAUGUGAAUAGCACAGAGAGCAAUAACAUAUAUUUGAUUAUUUGACAAUACUGUACUAUGGAACAGUCCUGUGACAGAUGUCCCUCUUUUGGUAACUGGUAGCCUGAAACUGGUUAUGCACAAGGAUUAUUAUUCAGUGCAUUGUAUAUUUUCUUUCUCUUUUUGUCUGUGCAUAAAUAGGUGCUUGAUUGAGAGUUUUGCUUUAGUUACAAUGCAAUAUUUGGAAUGAAAACAGAGUUUAUCUUCAGUAAACAAAACUGUAUCAGGUCUUAUUGUAGAAAUACACAAAUUCUGUGGAUAUUGAAGUAGUCAAGCUAUGUACCUGUAUGUCAUCAAAUAGAGUUUGAACUGUGUGGUUGCAUUUUGAAUUACACUGUAGGUUUUGCAAUGUUUGUUUUGAAGUCUUUAGGCUUAACAUAUAACUGGUUGACACUGGAGGUUCAUUAACACACACACACACACACACACACACACACACACACACACACACACACACACACACACACACACACACACACACACA